AUGUCGGCCGCAGAGAACGAGUUUCAAGAGUUGAUGCGGGAUAAGUCACAUCGCAAAAAUCACCCAGACGAUGACAGCGAUGCUCGAUCGACCUUCCUCUUCGCCGACGACGAAGAAGACGAAACGCCUCGACCUUCAAUCGCGACCGAAUCCAGACCGAGCGUGAGUCUGGCGAGAAACAAAAUUCCGAGCAAGAGAUAUGGAGCCAACACCGGUCCCAAAGGUGUGAUCUCAGAUGCGCAGGACUGGCGAGACUCGGUGCGGAAAGAGAGGUCUUCUAUAUCGCUUCGACGGUACGGUGGACAACAAAAUGGAUUCGAGCCGACGCUAUCGCAGCCGCUGAGCGAGGAGGACGAGGACGAGGAGUUCGAAGAUGAGGAUUUCAUGCAGAGAUGGAGAAAGAGCAGGCUCACGGAGAUGAAGUCUGGGCCGCGAACGAGUAAAUUGCAUCAAAACUCGCAGAAUAGGACAAUAUACGGAGGAUUGACAGCUGUGGAUGCGGAGGGAUAUCUGGACGCUGUGGACAACUCGCCUUCUGACAUCGUGGUUGUGGUUUACAUCUACGACGAAUAUUCACACAUCAGCCAAUUGUUUGAGAACUGCCUCCGCAAUCUCGCAACAAAGCAUCCAAGGACCCGCUUCGUGAAACUUCACUACGACGAUGCUGAAAUGGAGCCCGCUGGCGUGCCCGCGAUCAUCGCAUAUCGCGGCGGAGACAAGUUUGCGGGCUUGGUGCCAUUGAUGGCCGAGCUUCCGGACGAUGCGGAGCUGGAUGCAACUACGGUGGAGUCGGUCCUGAAGAGGCACCAGAUUCUGCACUGAUUGGAGCACAAUUUACUCUGCAAGAUGAUUUGCAGCUCACGAUGAUUGCAAAACAGACGGAAAUUCAGCAAGUCGGCGACAAUCUCGACUGGGCAUACGUUGUCCCAGACACUGCUCUCGAGAGGGUUCCAUUGGAAGAGUGGCCUGGCAUUGGGGGAGUUCGGGGUUCCAGGCAGCCGGCG
Messenger RNA from Zymoseptoria tritici IPO323, 1004 nucleotides. RefSeq lists its product as uncharacterized. Gene Ontology annotation, biological process: regulation of G protein-coupled receptor signaling pathway. The coding region runs from base 1 to 822 and encodes 273 amino acids. The transcript is spliced from 3 exons. NCBI's taxonomy places the organism in Eukaryota, Fungi, Ascomycota, Dothideomycetes, Mycosphaerellales, Mycosphaerellaceae. The record is from RefSeq and is a predicted model, not a curated record.